AUGGAUCGCGAUCGCGCUCGUGGCACCCCCGGCAGUGGUAGCAACGACCUGCGACACGAUGAUGAUCGAUACAGCCAUCAUCACGCAUACGCCGGCCCCAGCAGAUCCAGAUACGAGUCGAGGUACGACUAUGGAUCCAGUCGGGACGACCUGAGUCCACCCCCGUCAUGGGGUCAGUCCGCACCGCCAGGACGACCGUCAAGCUCCAGUCGUCACCACUCCUCGCACUCCUCCGGCUACCCAUCCCACCAACACUACUCAUACAGCUACCCCUAUCCGCCGCCGCCUCCCUCGGCGCACCAUCCUCGCGCCAACGAUGCCCCUGCGACAUCUUCAGCGCCGCCUCCACAUCCGAGUGCCUGGGGCCCACAACAUUGGGCUCCUCCCCCUCAUCCCGGUUACAGUCCCAGUUACAGUGGGCCCACCGGUCCCUCUUAUCCUUCCACCUCUUCUGCACCUCACAACAGCAACAUGAGGCACCCGCACCAUCGCGGUUCGCUUCCGCCGCCGUCUCGACCGCCGCCUUCCCCGCCCCCUCCCGCAUCCCCCUCGCAGAUCAGAGCGCCCCCGCCGCCCGCAUCAGCGCCGUCACCACCCAGAUCGGGAGCCUCAUCUCCACCAGCGGGAUACUUGCCUGGUUUCCAGCCUGAUUAUGCUCGAGCUCGAGCAGGUGCUACGAGACGGCCCUCGGCAACCAGCGCAGCUGCGGAGUCAGCAAGUGCCGUGGCUGCUCCGGCUGGAAACGCUACGUCGGCCGAUGUGCGCCCUCCACCGACCGAAGCGUAUCUCCUCUUACGCCCUCACCGCGUCCCUCGAGGAGGAUGGCCCCCGUCCACAGACCCGCAGCAGGCCGUGGACUCCACUGGAUGGAGCUAUAACCUGGUAGUUCUGCAACACCCAGAGCGAGGCAAGGCCUUGGGAGUUGAGCAACUUCGCCGAGGAUGGCCCCCUCUGACACCUCCUUUAAUCGUUCAGCUCAUUGUCAAGGACCAGGACGGCCAAGAGAUCCCGACAGAUAACCCUGCUCUCGCCCGUCGACUUGUUCAUCUCACAAUGAGUGUGGAACUGGUAUCGCCCGACGGUUCAGAGUCGCGAGCCAUGAUGCGCGUUCGUCCUCCAAGUCCUCGGGGAAAUGUGCAGCCUUACUAUCCCGCAUCGGCGCCACCGCCGUACUCUGUCCAGCGCACGUUACUUGGCUCCAGCGUGAGGACAGCACAGGUUUUGACUCGCGAAAACCGCAAAGGGCUCUACUUCAUCUUCCAAGAUAUGGUUGUGCGGCCGGAGGGCAAAUACGCCCUGGAUGGCAAGGUUCUGGAUCUAGCUGGACCGCCUCAUAUUGGCACUUCCAUUGGUGUAACACACCCAUUGGCGUUCUGCCGUACACAGCCGUUUGACGUAAUCAUACCGCAAGAUUUCCCCAGCCCGGUCCCCAUCACGCCUCUGUCCGCUGAAUUCUUGCGGCAGGGCGAACGUCAUCUAGGACGCCGUCCCAGGAACGACGAAGGGGAAGGAGAAUCUGAAGGAGAAGAUGGAGGAGGCAAUGAGUGA
Messenger RNA from Trichosporon asahii var. asahii CBS 2479, 1548 nucleotides. RefSeq lists its product as uncharacterized. The record is from RefSeq and is a predicted model, not a curated record. The coding region runs from base 1 to 1548 and encodes 515 amino acids. The transcript has 9 exons. NCBI's taxonomy places the organism in Eukaryota, Fungi, Basidiomycota, Tremellomycetes, Trichosporonales, Trichosporonaceae.